CAUCGUUGUUGUAUUACUCCUUCUCUUUCUCUCUAACUCAACCCUCAAAUCCCUUUUACUUCUUUUAAAUCCAGCCAUCAACUCUAAUCUCUGAUCAUCAAAAUCCGCUUUGAUUUUGAUUUUCAUCCAUCAUUUCCGCCAUUAUCACAACAAAACCCUAACCAUUCUGUCCUAGGGUUUUGGUUUCUUGUUUCUAAGCUAUACUUCAAGCUUCUGGAAACUCUCAGUUGUUGUGUUCGAUAUAUUGCAACGAAGGUGUAGAUGAAUCAUCGAAGAGGAGACACAAGUAGCAGCCGUUUUGAAUUUGAAAGAUAUAAAAGCAAAUCCUACAAGGAGCUGAGAAAUGGUGUGGUAAACAUUAGGUGUUCAGAUAACAUUAUUAGAUGUCCUUAUUGUCGUGGUAGCCGAGACUAUACUUACAGGGACCUUCUUAGGCAUGCAUCUCGAAUAGCGAGAGAGUCACGAAGUGCAGGGUUAGAAGAGAAGGCCAGACAUAUGGGAUUGGAGGAGUACUUAGAGAGGGACCUUCGUGCUAAAACUAAGUAUUCCGAACCACCUAGUGAAAAUACCGUUUCAUGGCACAAAACUAGUGACGAGCUAAUUGUUUGGCCUUGGAUGGCUGUGGUUGCCAAUAUUCCAGUUGAAUGCAAGGAUGGUAAGUAUUCGGGUGAAAGUGGUAAAAAACUAAAAGAUGAGUGGAUGAAACAAGGGUACAACCCAAUCAAAGUUCAUCCUCUGUGGAGCUGGCAGGGUCAUUCUGGACAAGCUGUGGUUGACUUUGGGAAAGAGUGGGAUGGAUUUAAUCAUGCAUUGAAGUUUGUCAACGCAUUUGAGAUAGACAAACAUGGGAGGAAAGAUUGGUACAAUAGGACAAGGCAGAAAGAUGAUAAGUUGUAUGCAUGGAUCGCAGGGGAGGAAGAUUAUAACGCGAAUGGUCUUGUUGGGGAACAUCUUAGAAAGAACGGGGAUUUGAAGACUGUUUCUGCUAUCGAAAAAGAAGAAAGUAUAAAAAAUUCAAAACUUCUUUCGGGUUUGAGAACUCUGAUAGAGGAAAAGAGCAAAGAAAGCGAAGAGAUAAAGAUUCAAAUAAGCCGGACGGAUUCCCAUAUGGCGAAUGUUAUGGAACUGAGAGAAGUGAUGAUCGAGAAAUUCAAUACGGAUGUCAAAAUGAUGCAAAUGAAGGCAAAUGAGCAGCUUACAAAGAUUACCAUUGAGCAUGAACAGAGCAAACUGCAGCUGGAAGAUCGUGAAAGGAAAUUGAGAGCACGUGAAGCUAAAAAUGAAAGUGAGAAAAUGAAGCUUGACAAUGAGAAGAAAAUGAAUGAAUUGGCAAUUUUGGAGCAGAAGAAGGCAGGCAAAAGAGUGUUGAAGUUGGCUGAGGAUCAGAAGAGAGAAAAAGAAAAACUCCACCACCGUAUCAUCGAGCUUCAGAAAAAUCUUGAUGAUAAGCAACGAUUGGAACUGGAGAUCAACCAAAUGAAGGGAGCUAUAGAAGUGAGAAAACACAUGACAGACGAGGAUGUUGAUGCGAAGAAGAAGUUGGAGUCGCUUAAAGAAGAUCUCAAGGACAAAGAAGAGGAACUUGAGAGCUUGGAAGAUCUUAAUCAAGCCUUGAUAAUUAAAGAAAGAUUGAGCAACGAUGAAUUGCAGGAAGCUCGUAAAGAGCUGAUUUCUGGGUUGAAAGAUAAUACUGCUCGUGCUCACAUUGGUGUGAAGAGAAUGGGCGAGCUUGAUGUAAAACCUUUCCUCAUUGCUGCCAAGAAAAAUCGUUCUGUUAAAGGAGGAGCAGAUAAUGCCAUCAAGUUGGCAUCUUUGUGGGAGGAACGGCUGAGGGAUCCAAGCUGGCAUCCCUUUAAGAUCACCACAACUAAUGGGAAUAGCAAGGAGAUCCUGAAUGAAGAAGAUGAACACGUUGCAAGCCUUAAGGAAGAAUGUGAUGAGGAUGUUUGUAAUGCUGUUGUGACUGCUCUGAAAGAGCUGAAUGAAUACAAUCCAAGCGGCAGAUAUCCAUUGGCAGAGCUUUGGAACAACAAGGAGAAAAGGAAAGCGACCUUAAAAGAGGGGGUCGAGUACAUACUGAAGCAAUGGAAGACCCGUAAAGGGAAACAUUAGGGGUUGAAGACCGAUCUUAGGUAUUAAUCUCACAUAUCCUUUUGCUGUUUGUUAAUAUAUAUGGAGACAUUAGGUUAUCAAGUUUAAGCUUUCAUACUCUUUAGCAAAACAGAUAAAAGACAUUCCUAGUGUAUUUUCAU
Messenger RNA from Cynara cardunculus var. scolymus (artichoke), 2252 nucleotides. Its product is annotated as protein INVOLVED IN DE NOVO 2-like. Gene Ontology annotation, biological process: gene silencing by siRNA-directed DNA methylation. Lineage: Eukaryota; Viridiplantae; Streptophyta; Magnoliopsida; Asterales; Asteraceae. The transcript has 7 exons. Bases 262 to 2112 code for a protein of 616 amino acids. The record is from RefSeq and is a predicted model, not a curated record.